Messenger RNA from Zootermopsis nevadensis, 3921 nucleotides. RefSeq names its product constitutive coactivator of peroxisome proliferator-activated receptor gamma. NCBI's taxonomy places the organism in Eukaryota, Metazoa, Arthropoda, Insecta, Blattodea, Termopsidae. The record is from RefSeq and is a predicted model, not a curated record. Gene Ontology annotation, cellular component: nucleus.
UCCGCCAUUACUUACCUUCUUGAUUGUUUUGUUCGUACCGAUUUAAGUUUCACGUCCUUUAUGUAAAUCUUUGAGUUGCAUAUUGGUUAAAUAAUGGGAGUUAUAGGUCUACAGACAUACAUGACAAACUAUUGUCCUGAUGCUUGCUAUGAGGUCAGGAUUACGGGUUUAAUCAACUCGUACAGAAAGGCCACAGGAAGACAACCAGUAAUUGUGGUGGAUGGUUCAUCAUGUAUACGCCAUCUGUAUGGGCCAUUGGAUUGGAUACUGGGUGGCCAGUUAAAGGAGUUUGCAGAUAAAUUAGUGACAUUCGUAAAAGCUUUUGAGUCUUUAGGAGCAAAGCUUGUUUUCUUCUUUGAUGGAAGCACAGUUGAAAGGAAAAGGCCAGUAUGGAUUGAGAGAAGACUGAAAUACCUCCAAGAUGUAUUUAAAAUAUAUGACUGUCUCAAUAAAUGGAGAAAAUUGUCAUCUGUUGAUCUGAGUCUGUUCCAAAUGCCUGCUGGAUUAGGAACACGUUACAUUUUAAAAGAACUGUGUAAUUGUGAGGUUUAUUCAUCGAUACGUGAAUGUGAUGAAGAGGUAGCAGAAUAUGCACGUGACAAGCAGUGCUUUGCAAUCCUCGGUGAAGACACAGACUAUAUUAUUCAUGAAGGAGCAGAGUAUUACUUGUCUAUAUCAAAACUGAACCUGUCAACUAUGACUACAUUGUAUUACAAUCGCUGGGCCCUGGCUCGAGAUCUGGCGAUAUCUCCAGCUAAGCUGCCUCUCCUCGCUUCGGUGAUUGGCAAUGACAUAGUCCGUGCCAGCGAACUGAAGGAAUUCCACUAUGAUAUCUGUCGUUAUCGAGGUGGGAGAAAGUAUAACAUGAACCGUCGUAUUCCUUUUGACGAUCUCUUCAGGCAUGUGGCAAGGUUUGUGCGUUCUCUGCCAUGUGGCCAGGACAUGUUUCGGGCCAUGCCUGCGAUUGCCCAAAGAGUUUUAGGAUCCAAAGACAAGGCAGAGAAAUUGAAUACCAGCAUUCGAAGUUAUUGCACUCAACAUCAACCAGUUCAACAAGCAGUUGAUGAUUUGCCAAAAGAUCAUUGGAGCCAGCUGAUGUCUUUUGCAAGAAGACGACAUGUCUGCUGUGAAAAUCCUUAUCAGGUAUUUGCUGUGAUGAACGAGCAAAUGUUUGAAUCUUGUACACCUAUGGAAGACAUCAGGGAAUUAGAUAUACCACCAGCAGCUGUGGCACUUCGGCCACUAAGGCAGCGCAUUUAUGGGCUGCUGCUUCAUGAGAAACCUAAAACAGGCCAUGAACCAGUUGUCGUGACGGAAUGGUGCAUGCAUGGAGAUGACAGUAUUGAACUGCCUGCGCUGGUGGAACCUGUCACCAUACAAGAUCCUCCACAUCCUGGACUGUUGACUCUGUGGCAAAAUGGGUCAGAAGAGCUUCGAUGGAGGGUGUUCUGUGCAGCUGUUUCACCCCGACUUGACCACAGAUUACUGAGGGAACUCUCCCCACACCUUGUCGUUCCUGCUGCAGUGCUUGCUUACCUCUAUCAUGAGGUUUCAGACCAUUUGUUGGAGACCUGGGAGAUAGAAGCUCUGAUAAUCCAAGCUGUGGUUCUAGAGGAAUAUGACGUGAAGCGCCUCUCAAACCUGCAGGUACCAAGCAUUCACACUCGGGCUAUCCGCAUUAGCACUCUGUUCAUAAGAAGUGCCACUACCAUGCAUCUGCUACUAGCAACUUGUGGCUAUCCUGUUACUCUUGCUGAGGCACUGCCAUGGAGAUAUUUUGAUGGGAAGUUAUUUGGCUGUACAUACCACAAAACAAUGUCCGGGGGGAAAUAUGAAGAUCAGUGCUUUCACAAGACUGCAGUAAUGGAGCAGUAUAUAAAGGUGCGAGAGAUUGUAUAUGGACCUCAGCAGAAUUAAGUUUCUGGUUACCCCUUCAGGAGCCUUCAGACCAUAAACGAGUAAGUGGAAGUUCUGUACAGAAUAAAACAUGGGUUCUUUUCUUUGUGAUGUUAUAAAUAUCGAAAUGUGUUUGCAUAGAUGGAUGAAUGGUUGGUAAUUUUACAGUAAUUUCUGGGUAGGGUGAUAAGUCCAACGAAGUGUUUUGAAAAGUGACAUGUUGGAAGCUGUUCUCUCGUAUUAUCUUGCCAAGUUAACCCGAGCUUUCUGAUAAUGUAUUCCAAAACUAACUAAGCAAGCUACAAUAAGCUGAUGAAGAGAUGAGGGUAGUAGACUUAAUGAGCUGACAUAUUGGUCGAAACUCGUCAUAGUAGUGGGGCAUACAAUAACAUUAUUAACUGCAGAUCUAUUCCAUCGUGGAUAAAUCUGUAUAACUCGUACAGACCUGUAUUUUCUGUCCACUAACGUGAAUUUUUUUACACUGGUUGAACUGUAGACUUAUUAUUAAAAAUAAUUCGUGGAUAUGGUUCUCUAUGUGUGUGCGCUUAAUUUGUCUGGAUGUUCCAAAAUAUCCUGCAGUCCAUGUUACAGGUAAAUCUGUUUCGUUUUCACGCGCAAGUUACGCUUGCCGCACAGUGGUCUUUUAAGCAGAUUUCUGCAAACUGCAGAUAAAUCUAUGUAUGUCUUGCCAUUGUUUAUUAUUAGUGUUCUGUCUGACGACAGGUCCAUAUGAACAGGAUCCUUCCAUCCUUUUCUCGGACUGGGACCCUUGCCAUUGUAUAGGAAGUUUAAUUCAUUAUGUAACAUUAUUUGAUGUAAUUUUUUGACCUGAGACACUAAAUUUGCUCUGUAAAGCCUUGUAGGCAUUCUCCUCCUUUUGGUAGACCUUCCUCCAUGGCCUCAGGUUUCGCUCUGGUGGGUCGGAGGUUUGCCUGAUUCUGUCAAGACUACUUCACUGUUAUGAACACAUGGACUUGGCUGGAGGGAGAUUAGUCUAGGUAGAUUUACAAUCUGGAUGAAUGACACGCGAUUGCCAGGAAUGUCUUAAUUUUGUUAUUGGCAUUGAUGCCCCAAACAUUGUAUUACUUUGAGCUUCCAAUGAAAUAACCUAUGGAUACAUUGGAAGUUAUGUAAGUACUGUACAAACUAACCAAUUUAAUGGCAUGGAAAACGAAAACAAGAAGGAAUCUGUAAAAUGUAACGAAUGUUACAACCUGAUAAUUAUUUCUGCAGUGUGAUAGGAUCCACAGUUCAGUGCAGAAUCUGAAAUAGUUCACCAUGACUGGAUUUAAAUGCCAAACCAUGGGUACAAGCUGUUGUCAUAUGCAGGAGUCUGUGCACGUCAGUUUCCUGUGUGGUUUUUAAGGAAUAUAUUCAGAGAGGGGCAAGUGAUGGUGGGAGAAAGUCUGGGGGCUGAGUUGUCUCGGGAGUGGUCUUGGUAGGCUGGUUGGGUAAAGUAGGUAAAAGGUGGAUGCCCAGGCAGAUCAACUUCAGGACUCUGACUUUUAGGCAGAUGGACAGGCGUUAAGAGGCUUCAGUGAAGAGAAGCUGUCCCGACUAGCAGAGGCCACUCUGAUGUCGGGAUGAAGGAAGUUUGGGAGAUGAUGUUGAUGAACAGGUGAUACAAAAGAAUAUAAAAAUGCUUUUAGGUUUUGCAUUUAGCUUGUUGUUACCUGUGAUGUGUAUCAGCAGUGCUGUGGAAGCAUUAAGUGUUUUACAGGCCAGAAGAAAUAAUUCUUUGUCAUGAUGAAUAUUCAUCUUCAUGAAAGUAAGCUUGUGUUUUGGGGCAUAUAGUUCCAUUUUAUGCUAGGAUGUUUCUAAUUUGGUGAAGUGAUCCUACAAAAGAAUGGUAGUAACAUCUCCUGCAGUAUAAUUAUAUUCUUGAAUGUUUAUAUCAAAUCAAAAAGUGACAGUGGAACGACGGUUCCGGAGUAUUUGACGUAAAUACGUCUAUACGGAAAGGAAUUUUAUAUUUUGGCUUUAUUCUAAAUAUUUCCUUUAUACAUGCUUUACAAUUGAGUAAAG